Messenger RNA from Chenopodium quinoa (quinoa), 2742 nucleotides. RefSeq lists its product as uncharacterized. Bases 1392 to 2153 code for a protein of 253 amino acids. The record is from RefSeq and is a predicted model, not a curated record. The transcript has 8 exons. NCBI's taxonomy places the organism in Eukaryota, Viridiplantae, Streptophyta, Magnoliopsida, Caryophyllales, Amaranthaceae.
AAAGAGAAAAGUUGAUGAUGAUGAGCUGAUUGAUGACAAUGUAGUGAAUUUGAGUGAUGAUGAUGAGGUUAAAGAAGAUAAGCUAUGUGUUAGAGUGGGACAUGUUAAGUUUAUGAAGUUUAUAGGUAGCUUAACCCCACAACAAAAACAAGUAGUGAAAGAAAUGGGAUUUGGGGCAUUUCUUUCUGUGAAUUUGCCAGAAAAUGUUGCAGUGUUUUGUGCUUGGUUGUUGAAACAUUUUGAAGAAAACAGCAGCAUCUAAUACUUGCCAUUUAACAAAUCAGUGGAGAUCAAUGAACAAGAUGUUCAGAUAGUAUAUGGAGUACCUAGAGGUAAAAAAAUUGUUUCUGAAAAAGAGCCAAACAAGGCAGAGGAAGAAGAUGAAGAUUUGGAGAUUGUGACACCUUUGAUGAGGUGGAGGGAAAUGUGGGGGUGUAAAACUGGUAGCCCUAGAACACAAUGGAUUUUUGAGAAGUAUGAAAGUGAGGAAGAAAAGAAGAUCAAGAGAGAUCAACAAGAUUUGCAUAAGAGGAAAUAUAUCACAGCAGCCAUAGAUUCAAAAGAGAAGAACACAGGAGAAGUAGCUGAAAUGUUCAAAAUAGAUUUCCUUGUGCUCGCUGUAAACUCAAUGAUGAAAACAAGCCAAAACCUUUACUGCCACUACAAAUUCCUACACUCAAUUCAAGAUUGUGAUGAAAUAAAGGAAUUGAAUUGGUGCAAGUAUGUGCUACAAAGUCUGAUUUCCACAGUACCUGAGUGGAAACAAAACACCAAGGGUUUUUUUAAGGGACCACUGCCUUUCUUGUUGUUAUUGUAUUGUGAUCGAGUGCAAAAAAGAGGUAUCGAGCAACCAAGGACAUACCCAAUCAUUUCAGCUCGGAAUAGAGAUAUGAUUCAAGAAAGAAUAAAAUUGGAAGGAAAGUCUCAAUUUGGAUUGGGAAGUGUGUUAGAAAGAAUACAAAUAUCUGGACAACAACAACAAUAAAAAGUUCAACAACAAGAAAGCGAUGAUUUGCCAAUAUCUGAGAAUCUGCCAACCAAGGAGGAAGUUAUGGAUGAUUUGAUGGAUAUUGUAAAGACUUUGGGAAGUUGUGUAUCAAAAAUGACUGAGAAGUUGAAGCUAGGAAAAAACCUGUUCCCUAACAACAUGAUAAUCAAAAGUGUUGAAAGUCUUAUUGGAAAAAGAAAGAAUGAUUAUUCCAAUUUGAGUGAAGAUGAGGCUUUCUUUGGAAUAGAGUCUUUCUUGAAGGCUAUUAAUCAUAUUGAAAGAGAGUAUUUGGAAAAGAAGGAAGCUGAGAAAAAAGAAACAGAAAGAAGAGAAGCUGAGAAAAAAAAAAGAAAAAGAGAGAAGAAGAGCAUGGGGAAAACAGAAGGUAGGGGAGGAUUAUAACAUGGAAAGUGCUUUUGAUUUGAGAAUUGAUGAUCCUCCAGCACCAACAAAUGGUCAAACUGGAGGAAGCAGAAGUCCUAUGGUAAGUGGUGCUUCUCCUAUGGCAAGUGGAGAUCAAAGGGAAGAAAGUGCUGGUGUUAGGAAAAGUACACUUGACCUAACACUUACCAUAGGUAGAGGAGAGAAAGGUCCUGAAAAAGAAGUGGCAGAAAGUGGUGAAAAGGGAAAGGCAAAGGAGGUGCCUUUUGAAAUGGCAGAACUUGAUGCACCUGGAGAGUCGUCACAUAUGCCUUUUGAAGACAUGUUUGAUGAUGCCACUGACUUUGCCAAUAUAUUUGAAACCAAUGAUGCAACACUUGAUGAUAUUUUGACGAACUCACUUUCAAAGGACUUUCAAUAUCAAGGAUCUAAAGAAGAAGCAGGAAAAGAAAGAGAAGUUUCUGAAAAAUCAAAGGGACCAAAAACAAAACAGGUUGUUGAUGCAAACAAAAGACCACGAAGAGAAGUUACAAAAUUGCCAGCUUGUCUAAAAUCCUCAUUCAUGAUUAAAUAUGUGGAUUUGUUCAAAAAUGUUAGUGCAAUGCAAGCAACUUUAUCUGAUUAUGCAUUCAGUGAAGGUCCUAAUAAUGAAGUACUGUACCAUGAUGGAGAAAAUAGUGUCAACAGGGAAGAAAUGAGGACACUUGGAACAGAUGAAGAGGUCGACAAUGCAGUUAUCGAUGCUUGGGCUCAUAUUCUGAACACCAAAGGCAAAAAAACAUAGCAUUUACUUCUCCACAAUGCCAUACUUGCAGUUGAUUGUGUGCAGAGACAUGGGUAAAAGUGUGAACACCACAAAAGAAGAAAGACAUGAGAAGUUUGCAGAAAGACUGAACUAUGAAAUGACAAAUAGUGGUAUCACCAACAUAAAAAAAUUUAGGGAAUUCUUGUUUCUUGUUCCUGCAUUUAAGCACUUCUACUUGCUAUGUAUCAACAUGUACAAUGGAACAAUUGAUUUGAUUGACAACAGGAAGCUUCCAAUGAAUGUCAAAGCAUCUACCAAAUAUGAAGAUAAUCCUCAAAAAAUGGUUGAUCAAAUAAGGAAGCUUAGAGUGCAAUAUUGUUCAGAAAUCAUAUUAGGCCCCACCAACAAAGAAGGAUACAAAGUGAAAAUGGCAGCAAGAAAAAGAAUGGAAGAGAAUUAAUAUUUAGGUUUAUUGACAUUUCAAGAGACAGUGAUUUUAUGUAAUUUGUUUGAAUUUGAAGUUUGAUGAAGACAAAUGUUGUUUGAAUUUUUAAUUUGGAUUGAGAUUGACAUAAGUAUGUAAUAUUUGUAGUAAAUGUUGACAUUAAACUUGUGCUCAAAUAUUAAA